Linum tenue is the source of this 1386-nucleotide messenger RNA. Lineage: Eukaryota; Viridiplantae; Streptophyta; Magnoliopsida; Malpighiales; Linaceae. The record is from the annotation of a GenBank genome assembly.
AUGGAGGUCCUCCUGGGUUGCUUGCUCUGCGGUCUGUUCAUCGUUCUCCAAUAUCUCCUCACAAGAAGAAAGGCCAACGGAACUACCUGCCGGGGCAAACUCCCGCCGGGCCCUGCCAGGCUUCCGAUAAUAGGCAACCUCCACAAUCUGGGCAGCCAACCCCACCGAUCCUUGGCCGAUCUAGCCAAGAUCCACGGCCCGCUGAUGAUCCUGAAGCUGGGCCAAGUGACCACCAUCGUGGCUUCUUCCCCGGCCGUGGCCAAAGAGAUUCUGCAGAAGCAGGACCAGCUGCUCUCCGACCGCCAGGUCGUCCUCGCCGUGAGAGCCCUGGACCACCACCAAUUCAGCGUAGCCUGGCUCCCCGUGGGGUCAAAGUGGAGGAACCUCCGGAAGAUCUCCAACUCGCACUUGUUCGCCACCCAGAAGCUGGAUUCCAACGAGGAGCUACGGAGGGAGAAAGUUCAGGAGCUCAUGGAAGAUGUUCGACGAAAUGCCUCUGAGAGGCCAGGGGAGGCCGUGCUUGAACGCUGUGUCGAGGACGAUGUUCUCGUUGGACCUGGCGGACGACGACCAGAGGGGAUACAGAGGCGGAUGACGAUUCAUUUCGGCAAGGUUUUCGAUAUGUUUGGAAAGGUGAUCGACGAGCGGCUGCGGCAGCGGGAGUCCGAGGGCUAUGUCUCCGCCAACGACAUGCUCGACACGCUUCUGGACAUUGGGGCUGAUCAAAACACCAGGGAGGAGACUGCCAUGGAUCCACUUUGCAUCAACCACUUGUUCUUGGAUCUAUUUCUAGCGGGAACCGAUACAACUUCAAGUACAUUAGUGUGGGCAAUGGCGGAACUCCUACGCAAUCCCGAUGUACUUGCUAAAGCCAAGAAAGAACUUGACCAAAUAGUUGGGAAAGGAAAUCAUUUGCGGGAAUCAGAUAUACAUCGAUUACCCUAUCUACAAUCAAUCAUUAAGGAGACUUUGAGGUUACACCCAGCGGUCCCACUUCUCAUCCCCCGCAAGGCUAGAGCAGAUGUGGAAAUCUGCGGCUUUAUCGUGCCCAAAGAUGCACAAAUUCUUGUAAAUGCUUGGGCUAUUGGUCGAGACCCAUCAACAUGGGACGAUGCUAAUUCAUUUGUGCCAGAAAGGUUUUUGGGGUCGGAGGUGGAUGCCAAAGGGAACUACUUUGAGUUGAUCCCAUUUGGUGCUGGAAGAAGGAUAUGCCCUGGAUUGCCUUUGGCGACGAGGAUGUUGCAUAUGAUGCUGGGUUCGUUUGUUCAUUCGUUUGACUGGAAAUUAGGAGAUGAGAUCGUACCAGAGAUGUUGGAUAUGGAAGAAAAGUUUGGAAUUAGUUUGGAGAGAGCCAAACCUUUGUUUGUUGUUAUGACUCCCAGAUGA